UACAACUAUAAUAUCUAUAUUUGCUUUUAUUGUAUAUAAAAAGCAUUUAAAAAAUGUCAAUUAUUGGAGUCGAUUGGGCAUAAAAGGACCCAGACCAGUGCCCAUAUUUGGAAAUAUUUUAGCAGUUUUAAGAGCAAAAUAUGACAUAACAUGGUUUAAAAAAUAUGGAAAAUCUGGAAUCUAUGGUCUAUUUGAAUUUGAUACACCAGUGCUUAGUGUAUGCAACUAUCAAAAUGCACACAAAAUACUAGUCAAACAUUUCGAAAGUUUCGAUCGAUUGAAAGUCGAUUAUCCGCAAGAAAUGGUAGAUGUGGUCGGCUUUUUGAAUACCGAUACAACCCGUUGGAAACAUUUACGUACAAAAGCGUUGGUAUUUUUUACAACCCGUCGCAUACGUGCCAUCUAUGACGAUGUUAUWGAUAAAUGUUCGGCUAAUCUGGUCAAACAUUUGGACAAAACUAUCGGCUACGGCCAACCGUUUAAGCUGAAAGCCGAAUGGGCCCGAUACGGUAUGGACAUAUUCCUCGGUUAUGCCUUUACAUUGGACGGCCAUAUGGGUAACUAUACUGAUCCGCGACAACAACAACAAUAUAGGGAACUGGUGGCCUCGGGUAUCCGAUUGGACGAUGAUCUUAAAUGGCGUGAACUAAUUGUACGUUUGCCUGGAUUUAGCCAACGGCUGGCCAGUUGGUAUACGGGUACCGAUUUGAACAAAUCGUUUAAGCAAAUGGAAAAAGUCAUCAGUGCUUAUAUUGUCCAACGAUUAGAUAAUAGGAAAGAGGGCGAGGAUGUCGGGGCCGCUGAUGAUGACGACGGCGACAACAAUCCUAAUAAAUAUGAUGACGAAAAACUAGAUAUUGUCGGACUGUAUUUGAAAUUAAUUAUUGGAAAAGUUAGUUCAUCGGAUCCGAUAGCCAUCCGAGUGAUGACCUACUAUGUGAUCGGAAACUUUUUAGCCCUAUUCGGCAGUACAGCCGACAUACUGACCAACAUAAGCAUGCAUUUGGCCCGUCAUCCGAGUAUACAGAAAAAAUUGUACGCAGAAAUAGUAGAGGCAUUAGAUAAGGGUAAGGAUGGGAAGGAUCAGGACGUAGAGGUGGAAGGGGUUAGACAAUGCAAUCUAUCGUUUGAUCAGCUGACACACUUGCCAUACAUGGACGCUGUGGUCAAAGAAUCGUUGCGUAUAUCGCCCAGUGCUCCGCGAUUUCGGCGGGUAUUUGGCGGCAGUCGGGAUAGUGAGGCGGCAAAAAUUUUGCCCGGUAUCCAAUUGGAGCCGGGUACCCGUAUCGAUAUUCAAAUAUCGGCCAUACAUAUGGACGACGAACUAUUUCCCGAUCCCUACGAAUACAAUCCCGACCGAUUUCUGACCACAAACGCCAAUAACCGAUUGUCCAAUUUGGACGCCAACUCGCUGUUGACAUUUAGUCUCGGACCGCAAAUGUGUUGCGGCGUACGGUUGGCUUUUUUGAUUGUCAAAUCAUUUUUGUCUCAUAUGAUCUACAACUAUCAGUUCAAUGUCAUCGAUAUCGAUGAUCUGAAUCGACCGAAACUGUGCGACGCCCCGAUAUACCCCACAAAAUUCAUGAAUAUCAAUGCUGUUUACAACCUAGAGUUAAAAAGUAGAAUUGACAGGUUGAAUAUUGGGGGUGGGGGUGGGAGGGUUGUUGAGGUAAAGUGUUAG
This is a messenger RNA of Oppia nitens, 1681 nucleotides long. Its product is annotated as putative cytochrome P450 CYP13A4. Bases 302 to 1681 code for a protein of 459 amino acids. Gene Ontology annotation, molecular function: heme binding; iron ion binding; monooxygenase activity. The record is from RefSeq and is a predicted model, not a curated record. The transcript is spliced from 4 exons. Lineage: Eukaryota; Metazoa; Arthropoda; Arachnida; Sarcoptiformes; Oppiidae.